Molecule: messenger RNA, 1134 nt
Organism: Sclerotinia sclerotiorum 1980 UF-70
Lineage: Eukaryota; Fungi; Ascomycota; Leotiomycetes; Helotiales; Sclerotiniaceae
Exons: 3
Coding region: 1-1134 (377 amino acids)
Biological process (GO): pyrimidine nucleotide import into mitochondrion
Cellular component (GO): mitochondrion
Molecular function (GO): pyrimidine nucleotide transmembrane transporter activity
Source: RefSeq, a predicted model, not a curated record
AUGAAUACCACAGAAAAUCGCAGCAAACGCGCAUUGCACGAGCUGCAUUUACCACAAUCUAGGGAAAAUGGAGAUCUGGGGCCUUCGCAAUCAGGAUUUGUAUCGAAAGUAGCAGCAAAGCCUGUCCCGGUCGCUAAGUCAUGGGCGCAUUUCGUUGCGGGAGGUGUAGGAGGAAUGACAGCCGCAGCCCUCACGGCACCUCUCGAUGUUCUAAAAACACGCCUGCAAUCCGAUUUCUACCAAGCACAACUGGCACAGAGUCGUUUGGCCAAAGGAAUUUCUCCACAUGCACAUCUCUCUCCAAUACGCAGCGCGCUCUUACAUUUUCGUGAAACCUUUCAGAUUUUGGGUUCAGUACAUAGAAUCGAGGGGUAUCGUGCGCUAUUUAAAGGAUUGGGGCCAAAUCUCGUGGGCGUGGUUCCUGCGAGGUCAAUCAACUUUUUUGUUGUGGGUAACGGGAAGAGGAUAUUGGCGGGAUAUAAUGGUGGAGAGGAGUCGGCGUGGGUAGUUUGUGUUGCGGCUGCCGCUGCGGGAAUUACAACGAGCACGGUUACGAAUCCGAUUUGGUUGAUCAAAACCAGGUUACAACUGGAUAAGAAUGUGGCGGAGAGAGCGGGAGAUGUAGGAAAGAGACAGUACAAAAACAGUUGGGAUUGUAUUAAGCAGGUUGUUAGGGGAGAAGGUUUACAGGGUUUAUAUAAAGGGAUGAGUGCAAGUUACUUAGGCGUCACGGAAAGUACGCUGCAGUGGGUCUUGUAUGAGCAGAUGAAGAAGAGCUUGGAGAGGAGAGAGGAGAGGAUAAAUUUGAGUGGGAGACCUAGGAAUUUCUGUGAUCACUCUGUUCAGUGGACUGGAAGUUUAGGAGCAGCGGGAUUCGCAAAGUUUGUGGCAGCACUUGCGACCUACCCUCAUGAGGUUUUACGAACACGUCUACGACAAGCACCUUUAGACCAUGGACGCCCUAAGUACACUGGUCUCGUUCAGUGCUUCAACCUCGUUUGGAAAGAAGAAGGAAUGGUUGCUUUAUAUGGAGGCUUGACGCCGCAUCUAUUGCGAACUGUACCGAGUGCCGCCAUCAUGUUCGGCAUGUAUGAAGGAAUAUUGAAAUUACUGGAAAAGCCAGCUUCAUCCUAA